CAGCAACAGCAGAGACGUGGCCGUCGUUGCGGCUGUUGCGUUCAAGUGGCGAAUUGUCCCGUCUGGAGGCAGAGAGGGCGAAGUUUCACUCUCUGCAUUGCAGCCUGAGCGCUGCUGCUGGAAUUCAACACAACAAUGGCGACUCCCAGUCCUAACAGCAACUCCACUAGCUCUAGCAACAACAGCAACAUCGUAGGAUCAACGUCGCACCAACUCCACCAGCAAACACAGAGCAGCAGCAUGCAAGAAACCAACACCUGCUGGAGAUGUCAAAAUGAAACAGGGUUUCAGAUAAGCCUGUCUGGAAUACCCCAAAGUAAACGCAAAGCUCUGAAACUGAAUUUUGCCAACCCUCCAGUGAAACCGGCUUCCAGGCUCCCACUCAAUCCAACAGUUCCCUCUUUCCAGAACCCUCACAUAGAGCGCCUACGGACACACAGUAUUGAGUCAUCUGGGAAGCUGAAGAUCUCCCCUGAGCAGCACUGUGACUUCACUGCAGAGGAUCUGAGAGACCUUGGUGAGAUUGGCCGUGGGGCGUAUGGCUCCGUCAACAAGAUGGUCCACAAACCCACAGGCCAGAUCAUGGCUGUCAAGAGGAUUCGCUCCACUGUGGAUGAGAAGGAGCAGAAGCAGCUGCUGAUGGACCUUGAUGUAGUGAUGAGGAGUAGUGACUGUCCCUACAUUGUGCAGUUCUAUGGCGCCCUCUUCAGGGAGGGGGACUGUUGGAUUUGUAUGGAACUUAUGUCUACCUCAUUAGACAAAUUCUACAAAUAUGUAUAUUGUGCAUUAGAUGACGUCAUUCCAGAGGAAAUAUUAGGCAAAAUAACAUUAGCAACCGUUAAAGCACUGAACCACUUAAAAGAAAACUUGAAAAUAAUUCACAGAGACAUCAAACCUUCCAACAUUCUUAUGGACCGAAAGGGGAAUAUCAAACUGUGCGAUUUUGGCAUUAGCGGCCAGCUGGUGGACUCCAUAGCCAAGACCAGAGAUGCAGGCUGCAGGCCUUACAUGGCACCUGAAAGGAUAGACCCCAGUGCUUCUAGACAAGGCUAUGAUGUCCGGUCCGAUGUAUGGAGUUUGGGAAUCACCCUGUAUGAGCUGGCAACAGGAAGAUUCCCCUACCCUAAGUGGAAUAGUGUUUUCGAUCAGCUGACGCAGGUGGUAAAAGGCGAGCCUCCCCAGCUCAGCAACUCAGAGGAGAGGCAGUUCUCCCCCAAGUUCACCAACUUUGUUAACCUAUGCCUUACAAAGGAUGAAUCAAAAAGGCCAAAGUACAAGGAGCUUCUGAAACACCCUUUCAUUCUGAUGUAUGAGGAGCGUUUUGUGGACGUCGCCAGCUAUGUGUGUCGCAUUCUGGAUCAGAUCCCUGCCUCUCCUAUCUCGCCCAUGUAUGUCGACUGACAGUUAGUCCAGUGAGGGUUGGGGGAGGGGGGUCAUUAGCCAACAGUGGGUUGGACACCAAGUUUUGUGACGCGACGUUUGACAUCUUAGCCCUAAGAGUUAGGUGGGAUCACCAGUUUUUUUUUUUGUUUUUUUUUUUC
Haplochromis burtoni (Burton's mouthbrooder) is the source of this 1541-nucleotide messenger RNA. RefSeq names its product mitogen-activated protein kinase kinase 4b (gene map2k4b). Gene Ontology annotation, biological process: protein phosphorylation; MAPK cascade. The coding region runs from base 136 to 1401 and encodes 421 amino acids. The transcript has 13 exons. NCBI's taxonomy places the organism in Eukaryota, Metazoa, Chordata, Actinopteri, Cichliformes, Cichlidae. The record is from RefSeq and is a predicted model, not a curated record. Gene Ontology annotation, molecular function: ATP binding; JUN kinase kinase activity.